UUCAACAUGGCUGCCACGAUGAGCAUGUGUGUUCGUCAAGUGAUGAAGAUUCCUUAUUUUUCACAAUCUGUUUUGAUUCGAAGUCCUUCAAGAUGUUGCCGAGUCAGGAUGACAACAACUGCUACAGAUGGUAAGCCCUCGACAACGUCAGAGCAGAAGCCGGCAGAGGAGAAGCCAUCUGAGUCUACCACCGCGGAAGACCCAUCAGCCGUGGAGAAACAGCUGAUGGAGGACAAGGCCAAACUGGAGGCGCAGGUGUCCGACUUUAAGGACAAAUACAUGCGUUCCCUCGCCGAAACAGAAAAUGUCCGACAGAGGAUGAAGAAGCAGGUGGACGAUGCGAAGAUAUUCGGCAUCCAAGCUUUCUGUAAGGACAUGUUGGAGGUGGCCGACAUCCUGUCCAAGGCAAACGAGAGUGUCCCGCAACAGGAGAUCUCUAGUAACCCUCAUCUCAAGAACUUGUUCGAUGGACUGACAAUGACAGAAUCACAGCUACAGAAAGUAUUCGUCAGACACGGAUUGCACAAGAUAGCUCCAUCAGAAGGGGAGAAGUUUGACCCCUUCCUCCAUGAAGCGCUGUUCGAGGUGCCAACGUCUGAUAAGGAGGGCGGAACGGUAGCAGUGGUACAGAAAAUUGGCUAUAAGCUGCAAGAACGGACAAUCAGACCAGCGCUUGUCGGGGUGUUUAAGUCCUGAGGUUUGCAUGCUGUAGUUUGAAUGUGAUAUGAUGGCGUGAAAGUACAGACUGUAAUUUUUUGUUACGUGUUAUACUGUAUGGGUGUAACGAUACAGCAAGUUAUACACUGCUAUAUAAUGUGUACAAUGUUAGACCUCUUAUAGUAAGGGUGUGAUACAUCAUGAAACACCAUGUUAUACUGUGGAACAAUCAUUAAAACCAGAUCUUUACUCCGAUACGAUACCUCUCUCUCUGCAUCGGAGGCGGUGUCAACUUCAGCAAACUUUGACCACCAAGUCUAAAUGAAGGCUGUGUGUGUUCUUGAGCCAAUCAGAAGUCAGGUCUAAAUGAAGGCUGUGUGUGUUCUUGAGCCAAUCAGAAGUCAGCUUUUUAAAAGGAUUCCGCUUCAUAUCUUUACCACUUUGAAAACCCACACAGAACACAGUUAUUCAGUUAUAGUACUACCAUUGGGUGUAGAUGAGAUGUCACUCAGAGGCAACACUGUGUAUAAAAUGUCUACAACAAUAUAAUGGACCGGCCCUGUUCAGCGACGUUCAGAGCUAGUUGUUUAUUUUAGAGAUAGAAAAAUCAGAUAUACCGAGAAUUUAGACACCCAGUUAGAGAGUUCAGAGAGAUAUCAUAUCGGUGUAAUAGAGUAAUAAAGUCAAGGAUGCUAUCGCUGUUACAUGUAAUGUUUAUCUCAUGGAGUGUGUUGCUUUGGGACUGACUAAUGGUUUGGUCCUUGUAUGUCUUCAAAUGACAUUAUGGGACAUAGGGGUAGUCGAGUGGUUCAUGCACUUGCUUGUCAUGCAGAAGGGGUUUGAUCCUCCCCAAUGGCAUCUGUAAAACCCUGCAUCUACAGAGAUGCCAACCAUUCUGAAUUUCUCAGAAUAAUCAUACUUUGAACUUAAUUCCAGCAAGUUUUACGUGAAGUAUUUGAUAAGUUUUGUCACCUGUAAUUUAAACUAGAUAUUCAUCUGGCUACACUCAUCAUCACAUACGCAACCAAUUAAUACUCAAAUUAAUAAUCAUGUUUUAGUUGUGAUACAAUACACUGCAGAAGUUGAUCUAUUUUCAACAACAUCAUGAAGUAAGACAUGCUAAUAUUUUUAGUAAAUUACAUAUUUAGCCAGUAUCCCAGAUGUUCCUGAUUGCCAGCGUAGAUUGACAACAAAUGGUGAUGAAAUUUGAGGAGGGUAAUAGAUGCAAGAUAUUAUAUUGACAUUGAAAAGAGGUAGAGGUGUUAAAGCUAACCUCAGUAUUUUCUUUUUAAAUGAGAGUGAGGUUUGAGCUGUGUGAUCAGUUGGUUUGUGAUACUAAACUGCUUAACUGUGUACUUGUGUCGUCAGCCUUGUGGAUCUUCAGCUAAAGUUCUUAGGGUUGUUGUGAAACUCAAUUACAUUAUUUUAUUCUACAGGGAGAGUAGUACUGAUGGCUGUCAAAUGUUUGUUUGGUACAAUUUUCAUUAUGAUCCGUGAUGAAUGUUGAACUCUAUUACCAUGAUUACACACAAUCACACUAUCAACACAUGUUUGAAACAUCAUGUAAUCAAAAAUGAACGCCUGUAUUCUCAAAUAGUAAUUUUCUUGUUCCCUUUUUCUAGUGGCGAAUGAUCUUAAAACUGUCCUUUGACCAUACUGAAACAUGUUCUGUAAUUUGUAUCACGAAGCUUUCGGCUUGUUCAAUGAUUCAUUUACAUGUCUACAAAGACAGAAGGCCAUUAUUAGUGUGCCAGCUGUGAUAUUGCUGGAAUAUUGCUAAAAGUGGCAAAAAAACACAACUCACUAUGAAUGACCUUAAUAGACAGAAUCAAAACCAUGGUCAGUUCCAAUGGUGAAUUUUGUAAUCAUGGUAAUGUAGGGACAUGAUUCUCAUAUCUUCUUCCUCUCAGUACACAUGAAACAUCAUUAUAUUCUAUGCAUGUUUUUCCUUCUCAACUAAGACAAGACCAUUUUAUUUUUUUGUUUUACUGAGUUCAGUUUUCAAGAGACCAAGAGCAAUUGAUCAAAAAUAUUUGAGGUUAAUUUCUUCAAGCGAUAUCUUGAAGCAUACUUUUAUGUCAAAAGAAGGUUUUUAGGGUUGUUGUUUUUUAUCUUGAAAACUGUUUGGUCAGUAAAGUGAGAAAGUAAACUGGUCUUGCCUAAAUAUGAGUGUUGGAGAUCAUCUACUUCAGUAUGGUGUUGUGUCAUUCCAGUGAUGUUCUUUUGUCCAUACCUAGGUACAGAAACAUAUAACAUGAUGUGUGUCAGGAAUAAAUCAAACAGUAAGAAAA
Molecule: messenger RNA, 2948 nt
Organism: Haliotis rufescens (red abalone)
Lineage: Eukaryota; Metazoa; Mollusca; Gastropoda; Lepetellida; Haliotidae
Product: grpE protein homolog 1, mitochondrial-like
Exons: 3
Coding region: 7-696 (229 amino acids)
Biological process (GO): protein import into mitochondrial matrix; protein folding
Cellular component (GO): PAM complex, Tim23 associated import motor
Molecular function (GO): adenyl-nucleotide exchange factor activity; protein-folding chaperone binding; protein homodimerization activity
Source: RefSeq, a predicted model, not a curated record